AUGCAAGACAAUGAGCUAAACGGUUCUAUUCCAACAAGUCUUGGAUUUCUUGAAAAUCUGCAGAAGCUAAGUCUCUCCAAUAACAGACUCUAUGGGGAAGUUCCUAAUAGGGUUUUCAACCUCUCUUUUUUGACAGGAAUUGAUUUAGGACGUAAUAGUCUCUCAGGAAGUCUUCCUACAGAUGUCUGCAAUAAUCUUCCAAAUAUGGAGCGGCUUAGAAUUUCUUAUAAUCAAAUAAGUGGUAACAUUCCUCCAAGCUUGGGAGCAUGCAGGAAGCUUCAACUACUUUCUCUGGUGAACAAUAAGUUUUCUGGAAGCAUUCCAAUCGAAAUCGGAAACUUGCCAAAGCUUCAAAAACUCUAUCUACAAGGAAAUAAUUUGAUAGAUGAGCAUGCUCUUCUAGCCUUCAAAUCUCAAAUAACUUCUGAUCCAAAUAAUAUCUUGGCUAAAAAUUGGUCACAAGGAACCUCGUUUUGUAAUUGGGUUGGCAUUACUUGUGGCAGGAGACAUCAAAGAGUUAUCAACUUGAAUCUAGCAUAUAUGGGUAUAGGAGGUACUAUUGCUAAAGAAAUCGGUGCUCUCUCUUUUUUGAGAUCCUUGAUUAUUAGCAACAAUAGUUUCCUUGGAUUUAUCCCUGAUGAAAUUGGUAAUUUAAGCCAGCUUCAAGAAAUAGAGAUGCAAGAGAAUGAGCUAAACGGUUCUAUUCCAACAAGUCUUGGAUUUCUUGAAAAUCUGCAGAAGCUAAAUCUCUCCAAUAACAGACUCUAUGGGGAAGUUCCUAAUAGGGUUUUCAACCUCUCUUUUUUGACAGUAAUUGAUUUAGGACAUAAUAGUCUCUCAGGAAGUCUUCCUACAGAUAUCUGCAAUAAUCUUCCAAAUAUGGAGUGGCUUAGAAUUUCUUAUAAUCAAAUAAGUGGAAACAUUCCUCCAAGCUUGGGAGCAUGCAGGAAGCUUCAACUACUUUCUCUGGGGUACAAUAAGUUUUCUGGAAGCAUUCCAAUCGAAAUCGGAAACUUGUCAAAGCUUCGAAGUCUCUAUCUACUAGGAAAUAAUUUGAUAGAUACUUCCACCAUUGAACAACUGAAUAUCCAUGGCGCCAGAGGCAAAAUUUUGAUGCCUAAGCAAUUGAAGAUCCAGAAUUUGGAGGUGGCACCAAGCAUUAUCAGGCACUUUGCAAUUUAA
Fraxinus pennsylvanica is the source of this 1182-nucleotide messenger RNA. The record is from the annotation of a GenBank genome assembly. NCBI's taxonomy places the organism in Eukaryota, Viridiplantae, Streptophyta, Magnoliopsida, Lamiales, Oleaceae.